AUGGGCGCGGGCUCGGGCCCAGGGCGGAACCCCUGGAGCUCUCCGCUCGACCCGACCGGUCCCGUCGGCGGGGCGGGGCUAGGGGAGGCGGACGAAGCUGGCGUGACCGCGCUGGUGGCUGCUGGACAGCAGAAGGCGCAGUUCACUACACAGGUGCAUCACUUCGUGGAGCGCGGUUGGCAUGAAUGUGUGGAGAAGCCGGGGAGCCGCCUAGACUCUGGAACUGAAAAUUGCCCCUCGACCUGUGUGAACCGCUUCAUUGACACUACUCUUGCCAUCAUCAGGCGGUUUGCCCAGAUUGUACAGAAAAGAGGGCAGUAG
Molecule: messenger RNA, 321 nt
Organism: Sciurus carolinensis (gray squirrel)
Lineage: Eukaryota; Metazoa; Chordata; Mammalia; Rodentia; Sciuridae
Product: mitochondrial import inner membrane translocase subunit Tim8 B-like
Exons: 2
Coding region: 1-321 (106 amino acids)
Source: RefSeq, a predicted model, not a curated record